AUGGCCACCAUUUUCACAACAGAGCACUGCUGUAAUGUCACACGACACUGGGUGAACCCCCUAUUCAAGCUCGCAAAUACCACAGAAAGGUUAUUCGAGGCGGAGAAAGCAUUGCAGGUACUAGUGCACAACAGAACAGGCUGGAAGCCUCUGGCAGGGCCCUGGAGGCCAAGCAUCCGACCGCUUUCAGGCCACAAGGCGUUCAAUUGGGACCGGACAAAACAUAGGAGGGUGAAACAGCAGGACUGGAGGGCUGGUCAGGCUCUCCACAGCAGUGAAGAGUAA
Penicillium chermesinum is the source of this 285-nucleotide messenger RNA. RefSeq lists its product as uncharacterized. The transcript is spliced from 2 exons. The record is from RefSeq and is a predicted model, not a curated record. NCBI's taxonomy places the organism in Eukaryota, Fungi, Ascomycota, Eurotiomycetes, Eurotiales, Aspergillaceae. The coding region runs from base 1 to 285 and encodes 94 amino acids.